CAAUAAAACGCCCACAUCCACCUGCCGGGGUUGUGGGUGGCAUCGUGACACAUAAUCUCCUACGAGACACAUUCACAAUCCAAACAUGGCUACUCAUUGGUGCCGUUCUGCAAUCCCUAUUGACAAUUCUGCUACCACUCCCCUGCGCCAUCCUCCCUGCGAUCUGUCUACUUUCGUGGCGUGCUAUGCAUACCAUGCUCAUAACAUGCGGGUUGAUCAGAAACACGAACAUGGAUGAUGUGAUUAUGGGCAAGUUUUCCGCGCAGAUCCCCGGGAGAGAUGGGGUGAUGCCGAAGAAGGGGGCAGAGGAGGAUGCUACGGUGAUUUUGCUGGGGGCGAGAUCGAAUCAUCCCCUUGGAAUCUUCGGCCCCGGGUAUCAGCAGAUAGGUGAAUUUCAGAACAAAAUGCUAGCGCAGCUGGAUGGCAAUGCAGAGAAAUAUGGCUUCCUCGGCUCCACAACAUACCUCGAAGCUACCGCACGCCAAACUAGCAACCAAAUCAUAACAGCAUGUUACUUCCGCUCGCUCGAAGAACUGCACCGCUACGCACAUAGUUCUCUGCACCGCGAGGCAUGGAAUUGGUGGAAUGGCGUUACCAAGACGCAUCCGCAUUUGAGUAUCUCCCAUGAGGUUUAUCAUGCACCGAGGGGGUGUUGGGAGAAUAUAUAUGUUAAUUAUCAUUUGACUGGAAUUGGGAAUAUGAGGGCCGAUAUGAAGAGUCCCGAGGAAGGCGUGAGGCCGAUUGUGGAUGCGAGGAAGGGAGGGUUGAGGACUCAGAUGGGACGGUUGGCCAAGGGUGAUGGGGCGGAUAAUGAGAAAUAUGGGGUAGAUCCUUAUUAGUUCCGGACAUGGGCAGGGAAUAUAUAUAGGUUGACUGAUAUCAUAUUAUAUACUGGCAUAAUUC
Aspergillus ruber CBS 135680 is the source of this 903-nucleotide messenger RNA. It is a transcript of the gene fmaE, whose product is annotated as monooxygenase fmaE. Lineage: Eukaryota; Fungi; Ascomycota; Eurotiomycetes; Eurotiales; Aspergillaceae. The record is from RefSeq and is a predicted model, not a curated record. The coding region runs from base 231 to 839 and encodes 202 amino acids. The transcript is spliced from 5 exons.